UUUUAAGAAAUCUUACCAACUGUUGUAUGUAACCAUCAUCUUAUUUGGAAUAUUUUCAUAUUUAAUUCAAUUUCGACCUCGAUUGCAGCCAAAAACUAGGAAGAUCAUUUUUCGCCGAAGUUUUUGGGCCAAAUUUCGCACAUUCAUCUUAGAUUUUGAUUUCUCAGGUGCAUUAUUGAAUAUAUUGAACAAAAAUGGUCUGUAUAAUAAAUCUCAAAAACUUUUUUAAUAUUUCAUUAUAAAAUGAUAACGCGCAGUCCUACAUUGAGUUCGAUUCAAUGCGUGAUACACAAAUGAUACUGGAAUAUAAAGGAGUGUCUCGAAUUGGAAGAAAAAACAAGGAGUGGUAGCCUUCAUGUGCACCCUUAAUCAGUCAUCAUUUUGCCACGGUAAACGAAGCAUGGCUACUUUUAGGGCGAAUCCACACGAUGAAAAUGAACCCUGGCUGGAAAAAGCAGCUUUAGAUGGUUAUGGAUUCAGAGUUUGGCACCUCAUGUUUUUCGCGGUGACAGGAUUCUUUUCAAUUCUGAUAUUCUUAGCUUUUUGCAUUAAAAUCAGAAUACCUAGAACCAAACAGGACAUCGAAGCAGAUUAUCAUAGAAAGAAACUUGCCGAAAAAUUCAUCGAACGCCUACGCCUAAUUGAGAAUCAAGAAAUGGAUACAUUGGAUCUUAAACGAGCCUUAGACAUUAUACAGAAGGAUUAUUUGGAAAACCAGGAAAAUAUAAACCUGAAAUAUGGAGUUUCGAAUUCCCAAUCCUCAGAUAAUUCUACCAGAGAACUCAAUCAAAACGACUUGCCUACUCCUCCUCAGACAAUUACGGCAAGGAAGAUUCAGAAAAUGUAGUAAAAAUACUUACCAAUGAAUUAAAGUUGUUAAGUAAAUGUUCAUAUUGUUCAUAUCUGAAUAAAAAAAAUAUAUUGG
Messenger RNA from Coccinella septempunctata (seven-spotted ladybird), 925 nucleotides. RefSeq lists its product as uncharacterized. The transcript has 3 exons. NCBI's taxonomy places the organism in Eukaryota, Metazoa, Arthropoda, Insecta, Coleoptera, Coccinellidae. The record is from RefSeq and is a predicted model, not a curated record. Bases 356 to 847 code for a protein of 163 amino acids.